This is a messenger RNA of Diorhabda sublineata, 978 nucleotides long. RefSeq names its product interstitial collagenase-like. Bases 1 to 978 code for a protein of 325 amino acids. The record is from RefSeq and is a predicted model, not a curated record. Gene Ontology annotation, biological process: extracellular matrix organization; collagen catabolic process; proteolysis. Gene Ontology annotation, molecular function: metalloendopeptidase activity; zinc ion binding. The transcript has a single exon. Gene Ontology annotation, cellular component: extracellular matrix. Lineage: Eukaryota; Metazoa; Arthropoda; Insecta; Coleoptera; Chrysomelidae.
AUGAUGAGGGUGAUCAUUCGUAUAAUGUUAGAACAAAAUGGAAAAAAAACUAACCUAACUUGGUAUUUUCCUCAAGCCACACCGCCAUACGUUGCUGCUGCUGAAAAGGCAUUUAAUGUUUGGCAACAAAAUUCCAAAUUUACAUUUAAACGAGUAACGAUUCCUGUGCCUUCGCCUGACAUAACUAUUACUAUUGUUAAUGAAAAACAUCAAUUUCGAGCUAAUUUUCAAGGUAAUCGAUAUUGUGACUUUAAUUUUGAUGGUCCCGUUAAGGUGUUAGCUCAUGCUUAUUUUCCCUCUGAAGAUGGAUGUAUUGAAAUUCAUUUUGAUCGUAAUGAACGAUGGAAUCCAAACAUCGAUGGAAUUGUACAAGACACUGAAACUAGCUUCUUUAUGGUAUUAGCACACGAAUUCGACCACACCUUAGGAAUUGGUCAUAGCGACGUUCCAACUGCAAUAAUGUAUCCGUGGUUUCAGAAAAAUUUUUUAAUAUUACAUUCUGAAUACGUCAAAGAUUAUCUUCCACAGAAGAUUCCAUUCGAACCAAUAUCACACAUUUUUAAAAAUUCUGCAGGCAAUUUGUUUGCAUUUAAUAAACUUACCGGCGAUUGUUAUACGACAUCUUUCCCAGAUUUGACUAUAUUGGAAAUAAACAAAGUACCCAUACCAACUAAUUCGAAAGUCGAUGUUAUUUUUCAAACAAAUAGUGGUCAAAUUUUUGUGUUUUAUGAUGAAGCAUAUUACAUCGAAUUCAAUGAUGGAUUUAAGAAAAUUUUGAAUAGAGGUAGAGUUAGCGAUCGUUUUUUGGGGCUUCCGAAAAAUCCUACUGCUGCAUUCCGUUAUAUCGAUGGAUACAUUUACUUUUUCACUCAAGACACAACCAACACCACCACCUCCACCACCUACUACAAAUUCAGUGAAUAUUCGAGAAGUGUUGUAUCAUCUGGACCAUUUGAUUGGAAUCUUUUUUACAUCUGA